AUGUCUCCCUUUCAAGCCUUAUAUGGCUACCCUCCCCCACAGUUAGCCAUCAAUGAUAUAGCAAGAUCAGUUGAUGAGAGUGCAGAAAGCUGGGUUCAAAACAGAAUACACAUGAUGGCCAUACUUAAGGAUAAUUUGAGAGAAGCACAACAUAGAAUGAAGCACUAUGCUGCUAAAAACAGGACAGAAAGAUCAUUUGCAGUAGGGGAUCUUGUCUACUUGAAACUGCAGCCCUACAGGCAGGUAUCUAUGGCUGUUAGGAGAAAUGUCAAGCUCAGUUCUAAGUUCUAUGGGCCCUAUGAGGUGUUGGAAAGGAUUGGUCAAAUGGCUUACAGGCUAAAACUUCCAGCUGGGGCUCUAAUCCACCCAGUAUUCCAUGUAUCACAACUAAAAAAGAGAGUUAGCCAUGGCAGGUCAGCUCAGUUCGAACCUCCUCUGAUUGGGCCUGAUGAGCAGCCUUUAACAGAACCAGUAGCAAUCUUGGGAAGGAGAAUCUUGAAGAAGAAUAAUGCUGCAUUGGUGGAAGUAUUGGUGCAAUGGGCUAAUCUAUCCCCAGAAGAAGCUACGUGGGAAGAAUACCAUCAUCUGAUGUCUCAGUUCCCGAAUUUUAAACCUUGA
Messenger RNA from Ipomoea nil (Japanese morning glory), 618 nucleotides. RefSeq lists its product as uncharacterized. The transcript has a single exon. The record is from RefSeq and is a predicted model, not a curated record. The coding region runs from base 1 to 618 and encodes 205 amino acids. NCBI's taxonomy places the organism in Eukaryota, Viridiplantae, Streptophyta, Magnoliopsida, Solanales, Convolvulaceae.